AAAGACAACCAAUUGAGGAGAUCGUCUAUCUUGUGCAGUUGUUACUCUCAUUUAACGCCAUUCGCUUGCUUACUUUGCGCUUAUUUAUUGUAUUUAUCCGAUUUUAACUAAUAUUUUGUUUUGUCUCUGUUUUUUUUUAUUUUGUUUUAUAUCAGCACACCUCUGUUGUAAAGUCAACGUAUUUGGAAAGUUGUCAAUGAGUACCGUUUUUAUUUUAGUUCCAUGUAUCUAAUAAACACUUAUUGCGUUUUGUGAGUUUUACAAUGACAUCACUUCCGCUUGGUCGAACCAGCUCUCGUCCACAUGCUUGUCAAAUCGUCCUCCACGUGACCGGAAGAUGGCCCCGUCAACCUACUCCAAUGCGGAAGAAGUCGUCAUCGUAAAAGCGACCUCCUGUAGCCUGAAAAUGUCGUGGAUAAAGGAGGGGGAGUUAAACCUGCUCGAAAGGAUUUCAGCCAAUGUCCUGAAGGCGGGGCCCAUGCCCAAACACGUGGCCUUCAUCAUGGACGGCAACCGUCGCUUUGCUCGCAAGAAGAAGAUGGAACGGCAGGAAGGACAUACGCAGGGCUUCAACAAGCUAGCAGAGACCCUCCGCUGGUGCAAGCAUCUCAACAUCCGGGAGGUGACCGUCUACGCCUUCAGCAUUGAGAACUUCAAGCGCUCUAAAGAUGAAGUGGACGGGCUGAUGGAGCUGGCCAGGCAGAAAUUUGAGAGACUCCUGGAUGAACGGGAGAACCUGGAGAAGCACGGCGUUUGCAUCCGGGUGCUGGGGGACUUGAACCUGCUGCCUCUGGACCUCCAGCAGAUCAUCGCCAAAGCCGUGCUGACAACCAGAGCCCACAAUAAGUGUUUCCUGAACGUGUGCUUUGCCUACACGUCGCGAUACGAAAUCACCAACGCGGUUCGAGAAAUGGCGUGGGGGGUGGAGCAAGGACUGAUUAAAGCCAGUGACAUCUCGGAGGCGCUGCUGAGCGAGUGUCUGUACAGCAAUAAUUCACCCAAUCCCGACCUUCUCAUACGAACCUCGGGCGAGGUGCGCCUCAGCGACUUCCUCCUCUGGCAGACGUCCCACUCGUGUUUAGUGUUCCAGUCAGUGCUGUGGCCCGACUACUCCUUCUGGAACCUGUGUGAAGCCAUCCUGCAGUACCAGGUCAACCACAAGUCCAUCCAGAGCGCACGGGACCUCCAUCGAGAGCACCAGGCCUGCCAGCAGCUGGAGUCGGACCGCGCCUGCGUCGCCGAGCACCUGCCGCAUCACGGCAACGGGAAGCCCGCCGACGCCCAGCGGAGACAGGAGGCGCUGCUGCGCUACACCGCCUGCCGCCAGGAGCGAGUGCAGGACUUCAUCGAGGCGCUGAAGCAGAAGAGAGACGCUUUCUUUACCGACUUGUGCGGCGCCGCCACUCAGAAGGUGGAAGGCGGAGCCCAGACUUCCUGAAACGGACUUCUGAUGAUGACGACUGACUGGAGACCCGUUCCAUGUUUGGCCAGGAAGGCGGAAGGUUUACCCCUAUGGGGUGGAGAGGGACCGGAGAGGGACCGGAGAGGGACUGGAGAGUCUAUACUGGGAAUGAAAUGCAUGCAGUCAUGGACGCUUGCCAGCGCUCUUCAUCUCUGAAGGAAAUGAGUCAAGCCGACCAUGUCGGCAGCAGCACCGCCUCCGUGAACAAAAUAAAGUCCAAUGAAGUUGUUUGUGACUCGCUCUCUUCCUGUUUGGGUCGGCCCAACAAUUCAUCCAUCCAUUGCUGGAGCCUAUCCCGGCUGACUUGGGGCGAGAGGCGGGGUACACCUGCAGCAACGGGCGGGUUUGAAGGAUCUCACAAUAGGCACAAUAAUAACAAUCAUAAUAACAAUCAUAAUAACAUGGUUACUGUUGUGGUCGUACUCCAAAUAAAACAAUUCUGAAUCGCUG
This is a messenger RNA of Doryrhamphus excisus (bluestripe pipefish), 1912 nucleotides long. It is a transcript of the gene dhdds, whose product is annotated as dehydrodolichyl diphosphate synthase. Lineage: Eukaryota; Metazoa; Chordata; Actinopteri; Syngnathiformes; Syngnathidae. Gene Ontology annotation, molecular function: ditrans,polycis-polyprenyl diphosphate synthase [(2E,6E)-farnesyl diphosphate specific] activity. Gene Ontology annotation, cellular component: dehydrodolichyl diphosphate synthase complex; endoplasmic reticulum. Gene Ontology annotation, biological process: polyprenol biosynthetic process. The record is from RefSeq and is a predicted model, not a curated record.